UUGUGCUUGCGAGUGAACUCAAGAUGAACUACUCUCUCCAUUCCACUGCCCUUCACAUCCUCUAUCGCUAGCUGCUCUCUCCCUUGUCAAACCAAUAUGGCUGCCGAGCUUGGGCAUCUCGCCCGAGCAGCUGCAGCAAUUCUCUGCCUGUUGAUUUUCCAUGUUGCACUGUCUGAUUCGCUUGAUCAAGCGACGGUAUCAGGUGGAACUGGAACCUGCAUCACCGGGGAGCGGGAGGCGCUUCUGUCCUUCAAGGAAGGCCUUCUCGACCCUGCUGGCCGUCUCUCGUCAUGGCAUGGCGAAGAUUGCUGUCAGUGGGAGGGAGUCCGGUGCAGCAACAAAACAGGCCAUGUCGUAAAGCUCGAUGUCCGCAACACCUACUUGCAACAGCCCUUGUAUCAGAUCUAUGCGGAUGACUACUAUGAAGUCGACUCGUCCAAAAGCCUGAGCUUGUCAAGAGAUGAGAUGAGCCCCUCCUUGGCUGCUUUACAACAGUUGAGGUAUCUUGAUCUGAGUGGGAAUGACUUCAAUAGCACCAGCAUACCUGUGUUUGUGGGCUCUCUGGAGAACCUAAGGUACCUCAACCUCUCGGGGUCAAAUUUUGGUGGGAUAAUACCUUCCCAACUUGGUAAUCUCUCAAAUUUGCAAUAUCUUGAUAUUGGUGGUGGUAUUUCUAAUGAUGUCAUCGUAGUGGAUCUUGCAUGGUUGUCACGUCUAUCAAUGUUGAGUCAUGUUGUCUUGAGAGGAGUGGGCCUCCCUGCUGUGCGGAGUUGGUUUCACGUGGUUAACAUGCUUGCUUCUCUCAAAGUGCUCCGCUUAGUAGAUUGUGGCCUUACCAACACAGUGGCUGCUACUUCAGUAUCAAUAUCAAACCUCACACAUCUUGAAGUCCUCGAUCUAUCAUUCAACUCAUUUAACACAUCACUAGAGCACAGCUGGUUUUGGGAUCUCACAAGCCUUAAGGAACUUUACCUAUCAUCUUGCUACUGGCAUGGAUCUAUUCCUGAAAAACUGGGUAACAUGACUAACCUUCAAGUCAUGGAUUUUGCUGAAAAUGAUUUUGUGGGUUUGAUACCAAGCAACUUAGAAAAUUUGUGCAAUUUGAAAGAGUUGUAUUUCAGUGAUAGCAACGUUAAUGCGAGCAUAGGGGAGUUCAUGGAUCGAUUGCCGAGGUGCUCAUGGAGUACAAUACAAGUAUUGUCAAUGGACAGAACAAAUAUGACCGGAGAACUGCCAAUCUGGAUUGGGAACAUGACCAAACUCAGUGUUCUUUCAGCCAGUCGAAACAUGAUAACUGGUACUGUACCAUUGGGAGUUGGAUCCCUUGGUAACUUGACAUCAUUGGAUCUCAGCGGCAAUAAAAUCGGUGGUGUGCUCAGGAAGGAGCAUUUUUCUGGUUUACUGAAUUUAAAGUAUCUGGACUUGUGGGGGAAGUCGUUGCACAUGGAUAUUGAACCAAAUUGGGUUCCUCCGUUUAGACUAAAGGUCCUACACUUACAGUCAUGCUCAUUGGGUCCCCGUUUUCCGGAGUGGCUUAGAUGGCAGACCGACAUUGAUUCUCUUGCUCUUCGAGAUGCAAAGUUGGAUGACGUUAUUCCUGAUUGGUUUUGGGUGACAUUUUCCCAAGCUUCAGCUUUGGAUGCAUCAGGAAACAUGUUGUGUGGUUCAUUACCGUCAAAUCUACAGCACAUGGCAGCCAUCCGUAUUGUUCUGGAGUCAAAUAAUCUUACAGGUCUAGUUCCACGGCUAUUCCCUAUAAAUAUAACAACAUUAGAUCUCUCUUCAAACUCUUUCUCAGGGUCAUUGCCAGCAGAGCUAAAAGCACCACAAAUUUUUAUGUUGUCACUGGCAGAUAAUAAAAUUACAGGCACCAUUCCAUCAUCUAUGUGCCAAUUGACUAGUGUAGCACGGUUGGACUUGUCACGAAACAAAUUAACAGGAGAUGUUGUGCAGUGCUGGAAGGAGUCAGAUAACAGUUCUUCAGUGUCCAGAGCAAACUCUGCUGAUCAGUUUGGUUCUUGGAUGUAUAGUCUAGAUUUGAGCAACAAUGGUCUCUCAGGUGAAUUCCCUAAAUUUCUUCUGAGUGCCUCACGAUUGAUGUUCCUCGAUCUUUCAUACAAUAGGUUCUUUGGAACAUUGCCAAAGUGGUUACCAGAAAAAAUGCCAGAGUUGGAAAUCCUGAGUGUGAGAUCAAACAUGUUCAGUGGUCAUAUUCCCAAGAAUGUUACCUGCCUUGAAAAUCUUUAUUAUUUGGACAUGGCCCAUAAUAAUAUGUCAGGAAGCAUAGCAUGGUUGCUAUCAAACUUGAAAGCAAUGAGAGCCAUAUAUAAGGAUGAAACUGACUAUGUUUAUAUGGAUAGCAUGCCAGUAAUCACAAAAGGCCAAACACGUGAUUAUACCUUUGACGUCUUCAGCCUAGUGGUGAAUCUUGAUCUGUCGUGUAACAGUUUAACAGGACAUAUUCCAGAGCAGAUAAGUUUGCUCAUUGGGCUCACCAGUUUGGACUUAUCAAGUAAUCAGUUGACUAGCAAAAUCCCAAACAAGAUUGGUGAUCUGAAGCAGUUGCAGUCCCUCGACUUAUCCAACAACAAGUUUUCUGGUGAAAUCCCGUCAGGUUUGUCGGCUCUAACCUAUCUGAGCUACUUGAACUUGUCAUACAACAACUUAUCAGGCCCGAUACCAUCCGGGCCGCAGCUGCAAACUCUCGGCAACCAGAUUGAUAUCUACAUCGGCAACCCCGGUCUCUGCGGUCACCCUAUCUCCAAGAACUGCUCUACCAGUACUACUGACGCAGAGCAAAGUGUCGUCCAUGAAGAUGCAGAUCAUAUCGCGUAUCUCUACCUUGGGAUGAGCAUAGGGUUUGUGGUCGGCCUUUGGACGGUGUUUUGCACCAUGUUACUGAGGAGAACCUGGGCGAUUUCCUACUUCCAGUUUGUUGACAAGCUGUAUGACGAGGUUUACGUACGGGUGGCUAUAACUCGGUCUCGCCUGAUGAAGAAGACCCGCAAAGAUGCAGCGUCAGUGGCCUGCUUCAUGUGCAGUUGAACUGCCCAAGAGAUGUAUGUUUGGUGUGUACUACUAUAUGUACUAGUUUCUGGUGCUAUUAUUAGCUACCUGUAAAAGGUAUUUAAUGUAUUGCGACACAAUAUAUCUAUAUUUGUAUGGGUUGUAAACAGACUUUUCUGGUCUGAUUGUAAACCACAGAAAGAUGGAUGAUUUGAAUCCUGCUGAAUAGUACUAC
Messenger RNA from Triticum aestivum (bread wheat), 3241 nucleotides. Its product is annotated as receptor-like protein EIX2. Gene Ontology annotation, molecular function: protein binding. The transcript has a single exon. Lineage: Eukaryota; Viridiplantae; Streptophyta; Magnoliopsida; Poales; Poaceae. Bases 97 to 3045 code for a protein of 982 amino acids. The record is from RefSeq and is a predicted model, not a curated record.